Hevea brasiliensis (rubber tree) is the source of this 594-nucleotide messenger RNA. RefSeq lists its product as uncharacterized. The coding region runs from base 1 to 594 and encodes 197 amino acids. Lineage: Eukaryota; Viridiplantae; Streptophyta; Magnoliopsida; Malpighiales; Euphorbiaceae. The transcript has a single exon. The record is from RefSeq and is a predicted model, not a curated record.
AUGCCAUCCUAUACAAAAUUUCUGAAGGAAAUUCUUUCUGAGAAAAGAAGGCUGAAAGACUAUGAGACAGUUAUUCUAAUAGAGAAAUGUAGUGCCAUCUUGCAAAACAAGCUGCCUCUAAAGUUGAAAGAUCCUAGAAGCUUCUUUAUACCGUGCCCAUUUGGUAACAUGAACAUAGACAAAGCCCUCUAUGAUCUCAGCGCCAAUGUGAGCCUAAUGCGCUUAUCUAUAUGCCAAAAGCUGAAUGUUAAAGAACUGAGGCCAACUACUAUCUCAUUACAAUUAGUAGACUGGUCUAUCAAAUAUCCAAUUGGCAUCUUAGAGAACAUCCCUAUCAAGGUAGGCAAAUUUUUUAUUCCCGUAGAUUUCAUUGUCCUGGAAAUAGAAGAAGAUGUCCAAAUCCCCAAAAUAUUGGGAAGACCUUUCUUGGCAACCAUUGGAGCAAUUAUAGAUGUAAAAAAUGGGUGCUUAACUCUCAAAGUAGGAGAUGAAGAAGUGGAAUUCAACCUAUUUCAAGCAAUAAAGCACAAGUCUGAAUCUGAUGAAUGUUUAAGGGUUAACAUUAUAGACAAGCUAGUUGAGAAAGAAUUUUAA